AUGUCUUGGCUUUGGCUGCCACAAGAUCUCUACUGUGAGCUCCUCCAGUCUGAUGGCCACUUUCUUGGGAAAGUUACGAGGAUGACGGUGCCAGCAAAGCGGAUCUCAUCAUUCAGCACAUGUCACCCAGCGUUGAUAUUGAAGGACACCGGCAUCGACAAGAGGUCAGAGGUCCUCCUCCACCGUGACACUCCUUUGGCGAAUCCCCUCUUCGAGAUGGACGACAUCGACUCCACAGUCAUCGAGACGUCGAGCAGCCCGAAACACGAGAUCCGCCCCGAGCAGAUCAUCAGCCUCAUUAUCGCACCUAUAUCGUCUUGCCUCCUGGCAUACCUACUUCUUGUGUUAUUCACCUACCUCUUCUCGUGCCUUUUCGUCUUCGGAUCAUGGGUCUUCCAGCUUUUAUUUCUGGCUGAGCUUCGCAUGGAUUUCAUACCAUGUUCAGCUGCGGGCAUACUGUGUCUGACUGCCUACGUCGUAAUUAAACAUGUUAUCCGAGGCACUACCAAGUCUCGUCUCAAGUCCAAAUUGUAUGUAUUCAAUGCGUUUGUCAUGCUGGCAACGUUCAACUUUGUCUCUCGAGGGUCUCGGUACGACAAGGAAAAUGAUGUCUGCAGUAUCGGACUGGAACGCACCAUCCUGUUGCCCGUCAUUUUCUUUGACGCUGUUGUCAACGUGUAUCUGACGUCUCUGUUCUUGUUUCCACUAAUGAUUCUCUUCACCGCAUUUGUCAUUCAUUGGAUCAACUCUAGCGGCAAAGCUACUCCAAUAUCCAAUGUCGAAGUUGCUCCUACCCCAGCCCCGCCGCCACCAUCAAUAGAGCUGGGCGAAAAAGAAGUUGUGACCUUCACUGAAAUAUUUGAUCAACGACGAAAGUCGUACGACGACCACGAGCCAUAG
This is a messenger RNA of Colletotrichum lupini, 900 nucleotides long. RefSeq lists its product as uncharacterized. The record is from RefSeq and is a predicted model, not a curated record. Bases 1 to 900 code for a protein of 299 amino acids. The transcript is spliced from 7 exons. NCBI's taxonomy places the organism in Eukaryota, Fungi, Ascomycota, Sordariomycetes, Glomerellales, Glomerellaceae.